Molecule: messenger RNA, 425 nt
Organism: Chironomus riparius
Lineage: Eukaryota; Metazoa; Arthropoda; Insecta; Diptera; Chironomidae
Source: the annotation of a GenBank genome assembly
ACAGUAUAAAAGAUCUUGUGUUUCAAUCGAAAUCAUCAGUAACUUUUCAAAAGUCUUCAAGAAAUCAUCUAGAAAAGCUCAAAAAAACAAUCAAAAUGUUCAAGACAUUGAUUCUCGCUUUCGCUAUCUUCGCUGUUGCCUUCGCAAUUCCAGCUCCAGCUGAACGUCAAGAACGUGCUGCUGUCUACUCAGCAUAUAGUGCUCUUCCAUACUCAGCAUACCCAACAUAUUCAGCUUACGGCUCAUAUCCAACAGCUUACUCAGCUUAUUCACCAUACACCUAUGGUGGAUAUUACGGAGCUGUUCCAGCAGUCAGAUAUGUCUAAAAUGGAACUUUUAACUUCUCUUGCUUUGUAUAAAUUUCGACUCUGAUAACUUCUUUCCGGACAUGUCAUAAAUCCAAUAAAUACUUUUCAAACUUAAAA